Alternaria atra is the source of this 1737-nucleotide messenger RNA. RefSeq lists its product as uncharacterized. The record is from RefSeq and is a predicted model, not a curated record. Gene Ontology annotation, biological process: regulation of transcription by RNA polymerase II. The transcript is spliced from 3 exons. Lineage: Eukaryota; Fungi; Ascomycota; Dothideomycetes; Pleosporales; Pleosporaceae. Bases 1 to 1737 code for a protein of 578 amino acids.
AUGCAGAUUUAUCCACAGAAAAACAGUCUUAGAACAACCACCAAUGGGGAUCUUACGCCGAAGCACACUAACCUUACUCCACCUACGACUCGCAUUCUCCCGACUCUUCACGUCCACCGCCUCGACAUAAGCCUAUAUGACGCGCAAUUCGAUAAAACGACCGGUGCUCGUGUUCCGAUUCCGGACACCGUCACCAAGGAUGUCAUUGCUGGACUUCUUCGCUUCCAGAUUAUCUGUGCGGACUUCGGCGUCCCAAGCUACUGCGUCCGCAUUAUAGCUACUGAAGCCACACGAACCGCUAUCAACUGCACUGAAUUCCUUGAGAAAAUUUACAAAGCAACUGGCUCUUCUGUCGAGCUCUUGACGAAGGAAGAUGAGGGUAAGAUAGGAGCGUUCGGCAUUGCAAGCAGUUUCUCAGAAAUGGAAGGCAUUGCGAUGGACCUUGGAGGUGGGAGUAUGCAGAUUACGUGGCUUGUGUCUCAUAUGGGAGUCAUCAAACUGAGUCCUAAAGGCGCGUUCAGCUUUCCGUACGGGGCGGCGGCUUUGACACAGAAGCUGGAUGAGUUGACGAAAGGAAAGAGUCAUAAGGAGGCCAGAAAGGCGACUGAAAGGCUGCGUGAAGAGAUGAAGACAAAUUUCCUUCACGCUUACACCAAUCUUGAAGUCCCAGAAGACAUGGUCAAAAGAGCGCAGCAAAAAGGGGGGUUCAACUUGUAUCUUUCGGGCGGCGGCUUCCGUGGGUGGGGCUACCUUCUGUUAUACCAGAAUCAGAUGGGAAAACACCACUACCCAAUCUCCAUUAUUAAUGGUUUCACGGUCCUAAGCCCGGAGUUUACGGAUACGGAAAAGCUAAAACACGUCGCGCGCGCCGCGCGAAAAAUCUUCAGAGUGUCGGACCGUCGACGUAAGCAAGUCCCCGCAGUCGCAUUCUUGGUCAACGUCCUGGCACAAUCAUUUCCACACGGAAUGAGGGAAGCUCAUUUCUGUCAAGGGGGUAUAAGAGAGGGUCUGUUGUUCCAGGAGCUUCAUUCAAGCAUUCGAAAGCAGAACCCGCUUACUAUGGCUACUAUCCCAUAUGCGAAGGCUUCCGCAUAUCGGAUUGCUGAGCUUCUACUCAACGCUAUACCAAACUACAGUGAAGCUCAUUCCAAACAGUACUCCGACUUGGUAAGCGUGGAUAUCGUCAAGGCGCUUGCGAAUACUCUCUAUGUCCAUUCCAUUAUGUCGAAGGGUUCAUCAUCCACAUCUGCUCUGUACAGCACUAGUACCGGAUUGUUAUCUUCAACACAUGGUGUAUCCCACUCCAGCCGCGCUCUGCUUGCACUAGUUCUUGAGGAAAGCUAUGGUGGCGAGCUUCCGCCACGCGAGACAAGGUUCAAGAAUUAUCUGCGCGAUAUUCUUGAAGCUAAGGAUGUAUGGUGGACGUGCUACAUUGGUAAAGUGGCGCUCUUGAUUCGAAGGCUUUACCCUUCCGGCUUUGUCGAUGAUGUUAAGCCCAGAGUUCGGUUGUCAGCUCGGUGGACAAAGGACUGUCCUAGUGGAAGCGGAGUUAAUGGGUUUCAGCUGGUGUUCCUCGUACAAAAGAAGAAGAAUGAUCCAAUGAAAUUGAAGGAGACCGUCCAGGAUCAUGUACGUGUAAUUGAGAAAGUUGGAAAAACGAAAAAUUGGAUUGGAGGUAGGGAUGGUUGGGGAUUGGCGAUAAAGGUGUUGGUGCGAGAAGGUGAUUUUGGGUGGUAG